Molecule: messenger RNA, 1451 nt
Organism: Culex quinquefasciatus (southern house mosquito)
Lineage: Eukaryota; Metazoa; Arthropoda; Insecta; Diptera; Culicidae
Product: mpv17-like protein
Exons: 6
Coding region: 606-1235 (209 amino acids)
Cellular component (GO): cytoplasm; membrane
Source: RefSeq, a predicted model, not a curated record
ACACCGCCAGCUAACAAAUCGAGACCACAUCAACAUAGUAGAUCGGACUAAGUCGCUCGUCAAAACAGUAUCGCCGGCGGCACCUACUCGAGCGCAACUUGUUUGAACAACAACGGGAAUCUUCCCCAACGUGAACCGCAUUUGUCAAGGUCAAGAUUCCCGCAACAAUCGUUAGUUUUCCGCCACUUUCAUCUGAACCGAGGUGGUGGCGGCAGAACCGACAGUGACGAAGAUUCGACGAAAUAGUCGGAAAAAUUCUUCGGAAAACAUUUGUUUUUCUGGUGGCGGCGCCCAGACCUUGGGAGAUUUUGUGUGUGUGUUUUUUUUCGAUGUUUUGAUAUCGGUUUUGUACUGCAAUUUGUCACCCGGAAGGCACUAAAGCAACUUUGGCAAUCAAUCAACCGCACAACACAUGUGUGUUAACAAGCUCAGGAAAAGUCUCAGGUUGUGAAGUCGAAGUCGUCCCGUGUCUGAUUUCAGCAGUUUUUUUGCAAAGUCUGAUCAGUACUCGAGACCAACGUCGAAAGCUCGAAGCCUCUUCAAAAGUGCUCAAAUUAUACUUUUUUUGAAGAGUGUGCAAGAGUGGGUUGCCCGUCCAGAAAGAGAUGGCAACACUGUUGAGAGCUUUCGGAAGCUUUUUCAACAAACACCCGUUGGCGGGAAAUGGUCUCGUGUACGGGACGCUGUACGUGGGGGCAGAAUUUUCUCAGCAAACAAUCACGAGGAAAUUCCUGACUGAUCCCCCGCAAGACAUCGACAAGCCAACGCUGGGACGAUACGCCAUCAUGGGAACGUUCGUCUACUCACCGAUCCUCUACAAUUGGUACAAAUGGCUCGAUAAGACUUUUCCCGGUACUGCCAAACGAAUCGUGCUUCGGAAGCUGCUGCUGGACCAGUUCAUCCUGACGCCACCGCUGCUGGUGAUCUUCUUCACUGGAAUGGCCAUGAUGGAGCGCCAGCCCAGCAUCGUCGAGGAGUGCAAGCAAAAAUUCGUGCCUACCUUCGCCCGGUCCUGUCUGUUCUGGCUGCCGGCGCAGACCGUCAACUUCCUGCUGGUGCCUCCCAAGUUCCGCGUCGUGUACGUCGGCUCGUGUGCCUUCGCCUGGGUCAACAUCCUGUGCUGGGUCAAGCGGCAGAAGCUCACCGGAAAGACCUCCUCCUCCCCUGUAUCCUCCAGUGGCAGUGGUGGCAGUACUUCUGCCAUCGCCGUGUCCAAGUCCGCCGGAACUCCGUAAUCCACGCGGUUUUUUUUUCGAAGCGUAUUGUGUACAUCUUUAGAUAGGUCGUUUUUUAACUAAGCUGUAGCUAAAACAAGAGAAUUAAAUGCGUUUUCACAUAUUUCGCCUCCGAUUGAAAUGUUACCGUCAUUUAUUAUAGCUGUUCGCAGAAAAACAAGAGAGAAUAAUAAAAAAGCUGCAUAUUUUUCUUCCCGAAUAAAAAAUGAAUCUCUA